UGCCUUUGCUGAUGACAACAUUAUAUAGCAUUGUUGGGAAGAGCAACUAGGUGAGUUUAAUUCACAAUAAAUUGCCACAUGUAAAGAUGCCAACCUUCGAUGACAUUUUAGAGCACAUUGGAGAAUUUGACUUAUUUCAGAAACGAGCUUUUUUCAUUUUAUGCUUGCUUUCGGCUGCCUUCACGCCUAUUUACGUGGGUGUCUUUUUCCUGGGCUUCACCCCUGAACACCGCUGUCUCAGCCCUGGUGUGGUGGAGCUGAGCAGCAGGUGUGGCUGGAAUUUGGAAGAGGAACUGAAUUAUACUGUGCCCCAGUGGGGCAUCCAAGGGGAGUCGUCCACUAGUCGUUGCAGGAGAUUUGAUGUGGACUGGAACACAACUGGCAUCAGCUGCAGUAACCCAUUAGAAAACUUCACCAGCCAGAGCAGGGUUCCCCUCACGCUCUGCAAAGAUGGCUGGGUUUAUGAUUCCCCAGGAACAUCCAUCGUGACAGAGUUUAACCUGGUAUGUGAUGACUCCUGGAAGCUGGACCUCUUUCAGUCAUGUGUGAAUGCUGGAUUUCUUCUUGGCUCUGUAAACAUUGGCUACAUAGCAGACAGGUUCGGUCGCAAGCUUUGUAUUUUAAUUACAAUCAUUGCAAAUGCCAUCUCUGGAAUUCUUGUGGCCUUAGCACCAACUUAUCUGUGGGUCAUGAUCUUUCGCUUCCUACAAGGACUGGUUAGCAAGGGCAGCUGGACAGCAGGCUACAUCCUGAUCACAGAAAUUGUUGGCCCGAGUUAUAGGAAGACGGUGGGCAUUCUCUAUCAAGUGGCUUUUACAGUUGGGCUCAUAGUGCUGGAUGCUGUUGCUUACGUUAUUCCUCAUUGGAGAUGGCUGCAGCUUGCUGUUACACUGCCAGGCUUCCUCUUCUUGUUCAAUUACUGGUGUCUGCCAGAGUCUCCCAGGUGGUUGAUAUCUCAAAGACGAAAUGAAAAGGCUAUGAAAAUUGUCCACAAUAUUGCCCAAAAAAAUGGGAAAAAGCUGCCUGUUCAUCUUGAGAAUAUUAGCUUUGAAGAGGAACACUGUGAAGAGCUGAGACCUUCCCCUGUGGAUCUUAUCAGGACACCUCAGAUGAGGAAGCACACAUUCAUUUUGAUGUACAACUGGUUCGCCGGCUCUGUUCUGUACCAGGGGCUCAUCAUGCACAUGGGAAUAGCUGGUGGGAUCAUUUACCUGGACUUCUUCUAUACUGCUCUUGUUGAAUUUCCAGCCGCCCUCAUUAUUUUUCUCACAAUCAAUCGAAUUGGACGACGCUAUCCAUGGGCUGCUGCAAAUUUUGUGGCUGGAGCUGCCUGCCUUAUUACAGCUUUAAUCCCAGAGGAUAUACACUGGCUAAAAGUUGCAGUAGCUUGCAUUGGGAGAAUGGGGAUUACAAUAUCUUUUGAGAUGGUUUGCUUUGUAAACGUAGAAUUGUAUCCAACAUUUGUCAGGAACCUUGGUGUAACAGUUUGCUCUGCCCUGUGUGAUGUUGGUGGGAUUGUAGCCCCGUUCAUCGUCUACAGAUUGGCAGAGAUCUGGCAUGAGCUUCCCCUUGUAGUUUUUACUGCUGUUGGUUUAAUUGCUGGGGUACUGGUCUUACUUCUGCCUGAGACCAAAGGACGAGUUUUGCCUGAGACUAUUCAAGAUGUGGAAAACUUGUGCAGGCAAGGCAGUCAUGAGGAAAAAAAUAUAUGCCUUCAUGUUCAAACGUCGGAAGCUGCACACAGCUGAGGAGAGAGCAUCCAUUUAGAAGCCUUACGGACUCUGGCACACUGUUAAAGAAAAGAGUAUUUAAGUAAUAUGCACUGUACCGUCUUGCCUCUCUUUUCUUUUUUUGGCUCUCAAAUCCUUCAUUCCAUGUGCCUAAGGUGUUUUUUCCCCCUGCUUUGUUGCCCAGGAACUAUAACUACCUCCUUUCCUCUCAGCAUAUUUUAAUUUAUAUUUUAGCACAGUGGCUUUGAAACUUUUUAUACAAACCAUGCAGAUGUACACACUUGUCUGUCUUUGAGUCCUUGUAUGACUUUCAUCCUGGUAGAAUGCAUGCAUCUCUUGUCCCAGAUGUUUGUCUCAGACCCCUUGGCUAUAAGCCACCCUCACCUGGCCCAUCUACUUCACUUGCAUAUAAAAUCUUGAUAGCAACAUCAGUACCUCUUCACACAGAAAAAUAGAAAUUAAGGUAUUGUAAGUAAAAUUCAGUCCUCAUUGAAAUUAAUGGGACAACUCCAACUGACUUCCACGGCACCAGGAUUACAUGUAUGCCUUUUUUUCGUGUAUUUUUAAUGUUUUUUAUCAAAUGGAAGUCUAGAGGCACCCACCUGUAUGUGAUCAACCUUCUCUCAAUGAGCAAGUACUCUGCAGGCCAGCCAUAGUUUUUACACUACUUUUAGAGAACCCUUGUUUUAAGAAAUAACUGGUUAAGCAAGGCACCCUAAUCACUAAUAACACUUCAGUGAUAAAUCAUCAGCUGAGAAUCCAAAAGUUGCAUAUGAAGGACUUGACUUGCAGUAACAUAUAGCACCUUUCUUCUUGUGCGGAGGUUGGCAAACUUUGGCCCACAGGAUCUGGCCCACGGACAUGGGGCUGUAGCAGCAUUUGGUGGUGGGGGGCUUUGGCUAUGGGUGCUCUGCCUGUGCUGCCAUGGGGAUGAGGUGGGAAGGUUUGCCCUAACCCUAACCCGUGCCUGCCCAGCUCUGGCCCAGAGUGGGUCAUUCUGGCUUGCAGCAGGAAAGGGUUGCCUAUCUUUGAUCUUGUGGGAUUACUAAUCUGAGUUGAUGCCUAAGGAUGACUAUCUGCACUAGUUCUCUCAACUUUGAAUUAAAAUUGUUUGACCUGUUUGGAAAAAAAAAGAUAAAUGUGCAGACUUCUUUCUAUGAGUAUUUGGAUUCUUUCUACUCACUCAGUUCAAAUUUCUCCUUAAUUUUAGACUCAGUAUUGAAGAAACAGAAGAAUUGCCAAUUUUAUCUAACUGCUCCCCCAAACAGUUUGUGGGUUUUUUUGUAAGAAGUCAAACUUUCCUAGGAAAAAUGCAAUAAAGACCUGUCUAAUCUCUAA
Molecule: messenger RNA, 3068 nt
Organism: Alligator sinensis (Chinese alligator)
Lineage: Eukaryota; Metazoa; Chordata; Crocodylia; Alligatoridae
Product: solute carrier family 22 member 2-like
Exons: 11
Coding region: 87-1748 (553 amino acids)
Biological process (GO): transmembrane transport
Cellular component (GO): membrane
Source: RefSeq, a predicted model, not a curated record